AUGGGCGGCCGGGCAGAGAUGCUACUCACUUCCCAGACGGGGCGGCUGGGCAGAGGCGCUCCUCACAUCCCAGACGGGGCAGCCGGGCAGAGGCGCUCCUCACAUCCCAGACGGGGCAGCCGGGCAGAGGCGCUCUUCACAUCCCAGACCGGGCGGCCGGGCAGAGGCGCUCCUCACCUCCCAGACGGAGCGGCCGGGCAGAGGCGCUCCUCACCUCCCAGACGGGGCGGCCGGGCAGAGGCGCUCCUCACAUCCCAGACGAUGGGCGGCCGGGCAGAGGCGCACCUCACUUCCCAGAUGGGGCGGCGGGGCAGAGGCGCUCCUCACAUCCCAGACGAUGGGCGGCCGGGCAGAGGCGCACCUCACUUCCCAGAUGGGGCGGCUGGGCAGAGGCGCUCCUCACAUCCCAGACGAUGGGCGGCCGGGCAGAGGCGCACCUCACUUCCCAGAUGGGGCGGCCGGGCAGAGGCGCUCCUCACUUCCCAGACGAUGGGCGGCCAGACAGAGACGCUCCCCAGCUCCCAGACGAGGCGGCGGCCCUGA
Molecule: messenger RNA, 543 nt
Organism: Symphalangus syndactylus (siamang)
Lineage: Eukaryota; Metazoa; Chordata; Mammalia; Primates; Hylobatidae
Product: collagen alpha-1(I) chain-like
Source: RefSeq, a predicted model, not a curated record